Molecule: messenger RNA, 1576 nt
Organism: Teleopsis dalmanni
Lineage: Eukaryota; Metazoa; Arthropoda; Insecta; Diptera; Diopsidae
Product: palmitoyltransferase ZDHHC6
Exons: 6
Coding region: 205-1509 (434 amino acids)
Biological process (GO): protein palmitoylation
Cellular component (GO): Golgi apparatus
Molecular function (GO): palmitoyltransferase activity
Source: RefSeq, a predicted model, not a curated record
ACAAACAAAAAUGUAAACAAUAAAUUUUGCGAAUUGCUUUAUAUUUACAACAGUUUUGACAGUUCCUUGUUGCUGUUCGUUUGCGUUGGUUGCGUGGUUGUUUUGUCAAUCGGACUAGUUAUUUGUAAUAAUAUGAUAGUGAAACAGUAAAGAAAAAAAAUAAAAUUCAGUUAUUUUAAUAAUUAAUAAAAAAAUAUAAAUAAAAUGCGAUAUUCAAUGGGAGAAUUUUAUAGAUUCCUACAUUGGGGACCACUAACUGCAAUAGGCAUUAUAAAAACUAUUACAUUGACAACGCUCUAUAUGAAUUCUAUGUGGUGGCCUCCAAAUAGCACAAUUACUGCUUUUCUGAAUCAAGCGAUAUUCUUGCUUUUCUCAACAUUAGCCACAUGUAAUUUUGCAUUAGCUACCCUAACAGGUCCCGGAAUACUACCAAGAAAAUGGCAACCAAAGAACUCUGUAGGUACAGAUCUUUUGCAGUUCUGUAAAGAGUGUGAUGGCUAUAAGGCGCCGCGUUCUCAUCAUUGUCGAAAAUGUAAUCGUUGCGUUAAGAAAAUGGAUCAUCAUUGCCCCUGGAUAAACCAUUGUGUGGGUUGGGCUAACCAUGCUUAUUUUUCAUUUUUUCUUUUCUUUUCCAUCAUUGGAAGUAUUCAUGGUGCCAUAAUUCUAAUGUGUUCCUUCUAUCGUGGUAUACAUCGCUAUUGGUAUUUAACCCAUGGUUUGUACGAUUUGGCUAAUGUACAAUUCACUAUGUUUACAUUUGUAUUGUGUAUUAUUGCUAUGGGCUUGGCAAUUGGUGUAUCCAUUGCUCUAACGAUGCUAUUAUACUUCCAGCUUAAAUCCAUAUUAACAAAUCAAACGGGCAUUGAACUUUGGAUUAUGGAAAAAGCUCUAUAUAGACGUAAAUUUAAUCCUGAGAUACCAGAGUUCAAGUAUCCUUAUGACUUGGGUGUACGGCGUAAUAUACAACAAGUGUUUCAGAAAUCGUGCCUAAUGAAAGGAGAUGGCGUUGAAUGGCCUGUUAUCGAUGGCUGCAAUCAGUACACGUUAACGCGUGAACAGUUAGCACAGAAAUUCGAAAAACGUGCACGUACUAAAACAUUCAAAUGCAUACGUCCAGCAACAGGUCGUAUUUUACCACUAUUUUCUCAAGGCUGUCGUGUUUGUAUGUCACCGCCGUGUACGGAUGAACCUCGUAUUCGUCUAUUACCAGGUGACGUUAUAAAAGUUACACGUUUUCGUAAGCAUUGGCUAUUUGGAGAGCGCGUUUUGGAUGACGUAAAACUAAAUGCAAAAAAAAUGAAGCGUAAAGGACCCAUACGUGGUUGGUUUCCAAGACGAUGUGCCAUUGAACUGAUUACACCAGAUCAUAUGUCGGAUUCUGACAGUGUUGAAGAUUUGGAUAAUUUAAAAAUAUCAAAAAAACUAGUAAACGAUUUAAAUGCUAAAAAUCAUAAUGCAAAUAAUGGCAAAAUAAAGGAACAACAAAAAAAUGGAAAAAAACGCAAUUGAUUAUAGUUGUCUUAUGUAUUGCUUAUAUAUAUGAUGGUAUAUAUUUACACCUUUUAAUAUAAUUUUU